GAUAGCGCCCUCAAUUAAAUAAAAAUAAAUACAAGUGCGAAGUACAAAUUAAAAAAAAUCAUUUUCACGAAUUCUCUGUAAUAACAAUUAAUUAAUAAUAAUAAUUAUUAUUAUUAUUAUUAAUAUAAAUAACAAUAAUAAAUACAGUAUCUUCAUAAAAAUGAUAAGAACUGGGUGUUAAUUUGGAUGUGAUAGAUGAAUAAAAAUAUAUAAAUAUUUAUUAAUAUAAAUAAGUAAUAGUAAAAUGUAUGAGAACUUAUUCAAGAGUCCACUGCACCGUGUAUUUCUCUAUGGUACAUUGAAACGUGGUGAGCCAAAUCAUGAAUUGAUUCGUGAUACUGCUAAUGGUUAUGCAAAGUUUUUAGGAAUCGGUAAAACUAAAAAUAAAUAUCCUCUGGUUAUUGCUACACGUUUUAACAUUCCGUUUUUGUUGCAUAAACCUGGUGUUGGACAUCAAGUCCUUGGAGAAGUUUAUGAUGUUGACACAAAAAUGCUGGAAAAAAUGGAUCAAUUGGAAGAUCAUCCAACUUUUUAUACACGGAUAGAAGAUGAUGUUCUAUUGGCUCCAGAUAAACCAGAUUUUAAUUUUGAUCAAGGUAUUUCAUGUGCAACAAGAGCGAACAUAUAUUUCCUUCCUAAAUUUAAAAGUUCAUUACUUGACAAACCGAUGUACUCAAGUUACAGCAACGAGGGAAAUCACGGACUUAAGUAUACUGAAAGAAUAGAUCGAGAUAAAUCUGAUGAUUAUCGUCAUGAAGUUUGUUAAUGUACAUAUAUUUUUUGUCCGUGUUUUUUUUUUUUUUUGUAUACGCAAUAAUGCAGAGUCAACUUCGUUGCGCCUUGGCCGUUUAUUACUGACGUGGGUAAGAAGCGAGGAGGAACAAUUGAAUAUUUAAAAAAAUUAAUAAACGCUUAACUUAUGGACUGUCGCAAGAUUAAACGUAAGAACAAGAAUCCAAAUAAAAUGUAUAAUUAAUCCUAAGUAAAGUACAAUAAACGUCACUGAAGAAA
Molecule: messenger RNA, 1011 nt
Organism: Microplitis mediator
Lineage: Eukaryota; Metazoa; Arthropoda; Insecta; Hymenoptera; Braconidae
Product: putative gamma-glutamylcyclotransferase CG2811
Exons: 4
Coding region: 245-766 (173 amino acids)
Molecular function (GO): gamma-glutamylaminecyclotransferase activity
Source: RefSeq, a predicted model, not a curated record